Molecule: messenger RNA, 4056 nt
Organism: Gambusia affinis (western mosquitofish)
Lineage: Eukaryota; Metazoa; Chordata; Actinopteri; Cyprinodontiformes; Poeciliidae
Gene: march2
Product: membrane-associated ring finger (C3HC4) 2
Exons: 5
Coding region: 442-1185 (247 amino acids)
Biological process (GO): protein ubiquitination
Molecular function (GO): zinc ion binding; ubiquitin-protein transferase activity
Source: RefSeq, a predicted model, not a curated record
GCAUGUGUCCAGACCCAUCCCUCUGACACCCCGCUGUCAUCCACCAUCACUCCUCCGGGCAGAGCACGCCUUCCCUGACCGCAGAUCCAGACUGUAAAAGGUGAUGAUGUUGAUGAUGAUGAUCCUCGGGGGCAGUAUUUAAAGCCCCAGGAAAGCGGAAGCCUGGUCUGGGCCGAGUUGUCAGCUGACAGGACGGAGACAGGGAGGUGCUGUAGUUGGCUAGCGCAGCUCAGACAGCUCUAGCUGAGCUGUUGCAUCCUUGUUUUGUUGUUCCUUCUGACCUACAGUGAAAAUGGAGUGAGGAGACAAAGCGAGGCUAAAGGGGCGCUGAGACCGAAGAAGAGGCAUUGUUCUCCGGUGGAAAGCAGCAGGCGUUCGCUCUCGAUUGUUAUCUCCCCCCGUCGCUUCUGUCUGUACGGCCAGCGUCUGGACGCGGCGACCAUGACGACAGGCGGGUGCUGCCACCUGCCCGGCUCCCUGUGCGACUGUUCCGGCACGGGGGCCAUGUGGAAGAUUGUCGAGGAGGCGGGCGGCGAAGGAUGCCAGGCCCUCUACGUCACUCAGGUCACAGCGCUGGACGGGCGGCUGCUGUCCUCCGUGCUCAAACCCAUGAGCGUGCAAAGCGACGGUCCCAUCUGCCGCAUUUGCCACGAGGGGGGCAGCAGCGAGGGUCUCCUGUCCCCGUGUGACUGCACGGGCACGCUGGGCACCGUGCACAAGAGCUGCCUGGAGAAGUGGCUGUCGUCGUCCAACACCAGCUACUGCGAGCUCUGUCACACAGAGUUCAGCAUCGAGAGGCGACCCAAGCCGCUCAAAGAGUGGCUGCAGGACCCCGGCCCUCGUAACGAGAAGCGGACGCUGUUCUGCGACAUGGUGUGCUUCCUCUUCAUCACGCCGCUGGCGGCGAUCUCCGGCUGGCUGUGCCUGAGGGGGGCUCAGGACCACCUUCGCAUGGGCAGCUGGCUGCAGGCCGUGGGCCUCAUCGCGCUCACCAUCGCCCUCUUCACCAUCUACGUCCUCUGGACCCUGGUCUCUUUCCGCUACCACUGUCAGCUCUACUCCGAGUGGAGGAGAACAAAUCAGAAAGUGCGUCUUCUCAUCCCAGAAGCCAGGGAGUCCAGCUCUUCCCAGCAUUCCUUGCUCUCUAACAAACUGAAGAAGUCUGCCAGUGAGAGUAUAGUAUGAGAGCAGGUGGAGACAUGUGGGAAGCUUGCAUCAAGUUUGUUGACUGGACUUCAAAGAAGCACUUUUGGGCUCUUUUUUUUUUUUUUUUUAAAUGUUUUUAUUUGUUUUACUUUUUAUUGUUUUCUUCCUUUUUUGCAUAUUUUGUCACUCCAUCUUAAAAAUGCGUUCUGCAGGACCGCAUUCGUUUUUUCAUCAUUGGAUGUUUGAUAAGGUUUAUGCAGAAAAGCAAAGCAGAAGAGACUGAGAGACGGCAUGUGAUGUUCAGAAGCAUACAUGUUGUCCGACUCAUCAUGAGGGAUGUGAGGAUGAUGAGGGGGCUCUGCUAAACCAUAAACGGAUUUCCAUAAUCGUCCCCCGCAGUUCGGCAACCUCUCUUACAAAAGUAUUCACUCCCUGAAGUGUUUUCCAUUCAGGCAUGACCUCAAAUUAACCCUCAAUUUUGGAAAAAAAUAAAAUAAAACACUGAAAAAUGUAGUUCACAUUUUUCAGGUUGCGAACUACAGUUACCCCUACAUAUAAAAGUGUAACCAGCUGCCAUGAAAAGACACCCAGUUUGUAACUGUGUAACGUCUUAACAGUAUUUAAAGGAAAUCUUUUGCAAGGCUCUGCAGAAUGAUUUCGCAGUGUGACGAAAACGGUAACUGCACCCUAAGCGGCGUGUUUUGUGUUGACGUGUUUUAACCUGCUCUGCCUCUCUGCCAUUUGUGACUCACUGCCGUAUGAGUGUGCUCUCAUAUUACUGUGACUGGGGCAGGUUGGGGGGAAAAAAAACCUCCCUUCUUUGAUUUAUACUUCACAACCCAGAUGUUGGUUAUGCAGUUUGUGUUUAAACGCGCGACUCAGAUUUUUCAUUGUUUUUUUUUGUUUGUUUUUUUUUUUCAUUCUGGUCUAGUGAGGGAUGACUGUGUAGCAUGAGGUUGUGCAAUAACAACACAGUGGAAAUUGAAGCUUUUACUGUAAACAAAGACACUAACAUGCAGUUAUGCAUGUCAACCUCACAAUUAGUUAUUUUGGGGUUUGUUUGUUUUUUUGUUGGUGUAUUUUUAAAUUCACUUUAGACUGGAUUUCUUGUUUCCAGCUGAAGCAGGAUUCGCCAGCAAGGUUUUUGUAUCAUCAGCACUUAACAUGUCUGUGUUUAUUUGGAGGGACAGAAAAUAAAACGGCUUUUAAAAGAACGUUAUAUAUUUACCUAGAGUAUUGCAGAAGCAUACUCUAGGUUUUGAGUUAAACGUUGCUGUAGGAAUCAGCUUUGUGAUGGUCAGACUAGUGGUUGGUGAUGUGGACGCCUACCUUGGUGCAGUAUUCUCUGCAUGUGAGCCUUCUAGAGCAGGAGCGUCAAACUCAGUUGCAUUUUGGGCCGUUUCAAAAAUCAGGAUGUUCUUAAAGGGCCGGUUGUGCCAGAAUGCGUUGAUAAAAACCCAUUAAACCACAGGUGUCAAACUCCAGUCCUGCAACUUUUAGAUGUUCCUCUGCUGCACCACCUGAAUAGAAUAAUUAGGUCAUUAAGGCUCUGGAGAACUGAUCUAGGAGGAGGUAAUGAAGCCAUUUCAUUCCAGUGUUUUGUACCUGUAGCACAUCUAAAAACUGCAGGACAGCGGCCCCUUGAGGACUGGAGUUUGACACCUUUAUUAAACUGUUAAAAUAUGAACGAACAAAGAUGUCUCCAGGAUUUUGUGAUUGUUUUUUUUGGGGGGAGGGGGCUUUUUGUAAUCAAAAUCACAAAUUUUGUGAUGCUAAUUUAGAAAUAUUUGUAAGAAAUUUUUAUGAUAUUUGAGUUAAUGUAUAAUGUAAAUUUGUGAUUUCUUUUUUUUUUUUUUUUUUUCUUGACAUCAAGUAAGGCUUGGGCAGCAGUCACUUAAACUCAAUGUUUUUGACCAAUUUGAGAAAAAAAAUUGCAGUAAAAUCAGAAACAAUGGAGAUCUGUUGAUUUAAAAAAAAUUAUAAUAAUUAUGUGAAUUUUGAGGAUUUGUGAAAAACUAGAGGGAUUUAUUGAUGUAAUUUAGAGUCCAGACGGUCACAUAAAAAAGCUACAACAGGCCAGAUUUGGUCCCCAGGCCUUGAGUUUGACACCUGUGCUCUAGAGGGAUCAUAUAAGUGCCAGUGCAAGAAGAGCUGCUCCACAAGAACACCCUCCAAAUCGUCCAGUUGGAGUGAAAAGCGAGCGCCUCCUCAUGCCCAGUUAAAUACGUCAACUAUAAACCUAGCUUAUUAUAUUUUGUGGUAUUCCAUUUAAUAAGGAUAAAAAAAAACUUAUAGAAAAACUAAUCUGUAUAUUUUUUGACAGUAUGUCUAUCACCUGUUUGUCAAAGCUUCACAUACACAAUGCCUUAAAAAUAAAUAUUUCCUGUUGUGAUAUAGGCUGAAACGUCCGCUGUUGGUAUUUUACAGCUAAUUUAAUUUAAACAUUUUUGAUAUUUAUUGAAACACCCAUGAAACCAAAAAUAUGUCCAAACAACAGCAGUACAAAAAUCUCAACCAAACUGUCAGCUUUUAAACAUCAAGUAAAGUUUACGCCAUAAAUCACAGUUUUUACCAAGAUGAUAUUUUUAUUACGCCUAAAUCAAACUUCCUAGUUUGCUAUUAUCACAUAAGUGAUCAUAUGCAUGUUUACCUUGUAGAUGCAUCUGUUUUUCCAAGCGCAGUGCAGUUGCAACUUCAGGAUGGAAAGCUUGGUUUUCAACACUAAGUUUACAGUAACCGGGCGGAUGAAACGGUCUUAGAUUUUCAGGAUGUGAACUUGUGCCACAAAAUGCUUCUGUUGGAGAUUUUGUAUAACAGAAAAGUGUGUUAUGGGUAUUUGAUUAUUAUUUUUUACACACACAAUAAUGUUUACACUAGCUUCUACCAGUAAAUAUUUGCUCACUGUUUAUU